Messenger RNA from Sparassis crispa, 255 nucleotides. RefSeq lists its product as hypothetical. The record is from RefSeq and is a predicted model, not a curated record. Bases 1 to 255 code for a protein of 84 amino acids. Lineage: Eukaryota; Fungi; Basidiomycota; Agaricomycetes; Polyporales; Sparassidaceae. The transcript has a single exon.
AUGUUCCACCUUCACGCGCGCCAAGCUCUUCGUGAAGAGGUCGGCGGGCAUGUCUUCUGUGCGACGGUAGAGCAGGAUGAUGAUGGCGGAGUCGACGGCCUCACGCAGGAAGUGGUAGCGGAUGUCGAUGUGUUUCGUGCGGGCGUGGUACGCGUUGUUACAAAGCUCCUCUCUGAGGAACACGCGGACGACUUCCGCCUCUACCUUUACCGAUCACGUGACAAUGACAUCACAGAGCCUAGACUGACCAUGUGA